CACAUUCGCUGAGUUACUCACUAAGCUCGACGUUAUAUCCGUCUAUCCGCUUCAGUUUCAGUUGUAGUUGGUACGUAGUUGGUUUACUUGGUUGUUUCUGGUGUGUGCAAGGCUAGGUUUUGUGUGUGUGGGCUGUGUGACAAGAACGAAAACAAGACGGUGAAGUCGUCAUACUUAAUGGUUGUGGAUUAAUCGCGAGCAGGAUGAAUAAAUUGACGGUUAUUGUUCAUUGUCUCGUUGUGUUUGGGUUCGUGUGCGUCGUUGCAGAGGAUGUACAACAUGCAAUUCCACCUGAAAUCACCUCCCUUUCACAAACAAAACCAACCCAAGAAGAAAAAACAGCAAUCGCUAAAACCGAAAUGAAAAUCAGCGACUAUGUCCGCUCCAUCCUAAAACACUACAAACAAAAAGACCCCAUAGGUCUCCCCGUGGCACCCAUCCCUGACCCGAUGAGUAUCCCACCCCUAAGCCACUCUUUCACCAUCGGUAAGAUGAACAUGCAGAACGUGCUCCUCAACGGUCUCUCAAAGUUCCGCAUACAUCACAUCAACGUCGACCUGCAAGCAAUGCAAUGUGAAGCGGCCUUGACCAUCGAGAGCCUAAUCGUCACCGGCAACUACACCCUCAGCACAUGGUUAUCCCGCUACAAUGGCCCAUUCACUGUAAAGUUAAAAAACGUCUUCGUCCAGGCCAUAUCCCGCUUGGAAGUCGAACAGAAUGGACAACUAGAAGCCCAAGAAAUGAAAAUGGACAUCACUUUUAAACAUAUAGACAUGAAUUUUGAAGGUCUUGGAAUGUUUGCUAGUAUGUUCCAAGGGAUUAUCAACUCUGUGGGAACAUUUGUUUUCGAUUCGAUUAAACCCUUCGUUUUGAAGGAAGCGAAUACUAAUCUACGAAAAGAUAUGAAUGAGCAAGUGCAUAAGAUUCCACAGAAUUUCACUAAUUCAAUUUCACCAUUAGAUCAGAUCUUGAUUGAGGUUAGGAAAAAGAUUCGGACGAUGAAUUAUGAUCCGUAUAAAAUUAACGAUUACAAUAAAACUGCUGGGUUAUUGAGUGUACAAAUGACAAAUACGUGGAUAACUGGUUUGUCAUCGAUUCAUAGAGUGGGUAAUAUCACUUUUGGAGUUAGGAAUAAUACAGUUACUGUUGAUAUUGGUGUGGGAACACAGAAAUUGGAAGGGAGUAGUGCUUGGGAGAUAUCUUUAGGAGCUGGGAUGUUGUCUAGGGCAGGAUUGUUGGUAUUUACUGUGGAAUAUCUUAAGGUGCAAGUCGUGGUUAGUCAAUCGUUAGACACACGCAAUUCACCGGAACUUGAAGAUAUCCAGCUGGAAUUGGGUAAUAUUCAAGUGCGUUGCAACGGUGCAGGAACACUGGAUUAUGUUGUGGAGGCGGCUGUGAAUGUCCUGCCGAAUAUUUUGCGUUAUCAGAUCAUGGACGCGCUGGAGUCGCCCAUCAAGAUGCGCGUGCAAGAAGAAUUGAACGCCAUCAACGUCGAGCAGCUCAUCGAGGAGAAUUUGGCGACGUUGGAUGAACAGCAGAAGAACGGAUUCGCCGGAAUGCUAUGACCGCCUCUGCCGCCUCUGCGCCGCGCCGGAAAUUUAUCGCCCGAGUUAAAUUACAUUACGAUAAUUUAUACUACGAGUUAAACGCUUGAUAGUGUGUAUUUAAUUAUUAAACUGUUGCUAUUUCCAUAAUUUCUCACAUUCCCGGGGCUGCAAUGAAUGCAUACCAGCGAUUGUGACUCCGAAAACACUUGCAAAAUGGCGGCGUGAUGUUAUAAAUAAUAUAAAAUGAUUUUAUUUCGUU
This is a messenger RNA of Dalotia coriaria, 1806 nucleotides long. RefSeq lists its product as uncharacterized. Gene Ontology annotation, molecular function: lipid binding. The coding region runs from base 204 to 1565 and encodes 453 amino acids. The transcript has 3 exons. The record is from RefSeq and is a predicted model, not a curated record. Lineage: Eukaryota; Metazoa; Arthropoda; Insecta; Coleoptera; Staphylinidae.